This is a messenger RNA of Aspergillus puulaauensis, 1389 nucleotides long. RefSeq names its product DUF1776 domain-containing protein. NCBI's taxonomy places the organism in Eukaryota, Fungi, Ascomycota, Eurotiomycetes, Eurotiales, Aspergillaceae. Bases 1 to 1389 code for a protein of 462 amino acids. The transcript has 4 exons. The record is from RefSeq and is a predicted model, not a curated record.
AUGACUAGUGACGAUCAGUUCUUCUUCGACUAUCUUGCUUCUAUUCCUCAUGACGUAAGGAGAUACUCGAUGCAAGUCGCUGAUGCGAUUGACCGGCACGUCGACCAUGCUGCGGACGCCGUUCGAGAUACCCUUUCGCAUCAAUCAUGGCUUCCAUCGAGUGUGAGACCGUCGCCGAAAACCCGACCUUUCACUCCGGAGUCGCACUCGCUGUAUGAUCGUAUGCAGAAUUGGGCUAUGCGCAAUCGAGCAUGGAGUGCCGCUAUUUUGGCUUUCGUGGGGACGACUAGCAUCCUGUACUUUGGAAGUAAUAAGUUGAGGGCUAAGAGACGGAAGGCUAAAAGAGCUGCAAAUGGUGGCCGGAAGGAAAUAAUAGUUGUUGCUGGGUCACCGCAUGAACCGAUGACUAGGUCGAUAGCCGCUGAUUUAGAUCGUCGUGGUUACAUUGUUUAUAUCACCGUGUCAUCAGCAGAAGAAGAGCACCUUGUCCGUGGGGAGAAUCGACCCGAUAUAAGGCCUUUAUGGAUCGACUUAACGACGCUGCCUUCAUCGCCGUCGGAGGUGCACCCAUCCCUAAGUGAGAUCCAUACUAUGAUUACGAAACCGCGUGCACCAAUGCCUGGAGUGCCACCACAUAUCUGUCAACUGAGCGGGCUUGUAUUAGUCCCCUCGCCAAACUUUGUAGCGGGCCCCGUUGCUACGAUUCCGCCCUCGUCAUGGGUCGAUACCAUUAAUACACGCCUUCUUUCACCCAUCUUAACCACGCAGCUCUUUUUACCUCUUCUUACUCUUCGAAACACAAACAGCACUAUUGUACUUGUCUACCCAUCGAUAUCUUCAUCUCUAUCAGCACCUUUCGCUGGCCCCGAAGUAGCAACAGCACGCGCUUUGUCAGGUUUCGCAACAUCCCUUCGCAGAGAAUUGGGCCUUUUGCACCACAACAAUGUUGACCUAGUGGAAUUGAAACUUGGAAAUAUUGACCUCGGACCACAAUAUCGGGCGCCGAAUAGCCAUAUUGCGGGAACCGAAGUUCUCACCUGGAGUGUCCAACAGCGGUCUUUGUAUGGACCCCAAUAUCUCAAUAGCAUCGAGCAACGACCCGUGGCAUCCGCUGGACCCGGGAUGGUACGAGGAUCACCUGCCAGAGCCCUUCAUAACGCAUUGAUGGAUGCCUUGGAACCGACGCCGAGGAAUAUAUUCGGACGACGAGCUGCAAAGACGCCUAUCAGGUACGCAGGAAGAGGAGCACGGUCUUACUAUUUGAUUGGCCAAUGGGCACCCCCUGGCCUGGUUGGUUGGAUGCUAGGCCUGCGAACAGGAUAUCCGACCCCCGUCGAGAGCGCCAGUGGUAGUAGUAGCGAGACGGGAUGGGAAAAAGUUGACCGGUGA